UGACUCACCCCCAGAUCUCACUCCCCAUUGCCUGGAGGUCUCCAAAGACUCCAACCAGCAUCACAGCUGCCACCAGUGUGGACUCAGAGUCUCCCCAGACCUCAAGAGCACCCCUCAUGAGGCCCGCAACCCUCCUGCUGCUGCUCUCAGGGGCCCUGGCCCUGACAGAGACCUGGGCAGACUCGCACUCCCUGCGGUAUUUCUCCACCUCGAUAUCCCCGCCCGGCCCCGGGGAGCCCCGCUACAUGGAGGUGGGCUACGUGGACGACACGCAGUUCGUGCGGUUCGACAGCGACGCGGCGGGGCCGAGGAUGGAGCCGCGAGCGCCCUGGGCAGAGCAGGUUGGGCCUGGGUACUGGGAGGAGGAGACGCGGAGCGCCAAGACAAACGCGCAGAUAUUCCGAGAGAACCUGCGCGUCCUGCGCGGCUACUACAACCAGAGCGCGGCCGACUCUCACACCCUCCAGGAGAUGUACGGCUGCGACGUGGGGCCCGACGGGCGCCUCCUCCGCGGGUACAGUCAGGUCGCCUACGACGGCGCCGAUUACCUGGCCCUGAACCGGGACCUGCGCUCCUGGACCGCGCCGGACACGGCCGCUCAGAUCUCCCGGCGCGAAUGGGAGGCGCGCGGAGAGGCGGAGCGCAGGAGGAUCUACCUGGAGGGCGUAUGCGUGGAGUGGCUGCGCAGGUACCUGGAGCACGGGAAGGAGACGCUGCAGCGCUCAGAGGCCCCAAAGACACAGGUGACCCGCCUCCCCACCUCUGACCAGAAAGUCACCCUGAAGUGCUGGGCCCUGGGCUUCUACCCUGCGGACAUCACCCUGACCUGGCAGCGAGAUGGGAAAGACCUGACCCAGGACAUGGAGCUGGUGGAGACCAGGCCUGGGGGGGAUGGAAACUUCCAGAAGUGGGUGGCUGUGGAGGUGCCUUCUGGAGAGGAGCCAAGAUACACGUGCCAUGUGCAGCAUAAAGGGCUGCUGGAGCCCCGAUUCCUGACUUGGGAUCCCUCUCUUCAGCCCCCCGACUCUGCCGUGGACAUCAUUGCUGGCCUGGUUCUCCUUGGAGCUGUGCUCACUGGAACUGCGGUGGCUGCAGCUGUGAUGUGGAGGAAGAAGUGCUCACAUAGGGAAGGAAGUGGGGGGCAUCAUGUCCACUGGGGGCUUUGAGGCCACAGGUAGAACUAGCCCUACCUGGUAAUGGGAACUACCAUUGUAAGAGCAGGAUGAGCACAGUGCAGGUUCUCUAUGACCCGAGCUGAUGCGUGAAGGAGGAGUCCAGGUGAAGGAGGAGUCCUGGAGCCCUCGGUGGCUUUUUCAUGCUUUUGUUGAGUUUACCAGGUACAGGGAAGGCAGGGGUGUAGUGGUGGGGUCAGGAGGCUGGCAGGCACUGGGAGACCUCCCAGUCCCCAGCAAGUCUUCACACUUGGUUUUUUUUUUUUGUUGUUGUUGUUGUUGUUUUUUUCUCUUUCUGGACUGUCCUGCGUUUUCUCGUGGCCUCUGCUUCUCUGCUGGUGCUGCUCUCUCACUUGUCCUCCUUCUGGUGGUUCUGCUGUUCCCCUGGCGUUCCCGUGAUGCCACCCUUAUAAGUGCACUCUCAGCCCAGGUGUAUCCCACCUAUGCAUGCCCACACCCUACUCCAGGUGCCCACCACCUGGCAUGCAUUUAAUAUAAUGGCGGGAAGGCGAAAAACUUGAUAUGGAUUUUACUUACUGUAGGGUCAGGAACAGGGCAUGGAGCAGGUUUUCUGAUCCAGCAGACCGGGUAAAGGAGGAGUCAGAGUCCUCAGUGGUUUUGCAGGUUUUUAUUGGGAUUACCAGGUACACGGCAGGCAGGGGUGCUGGGGGGCUGGUAGGCUGUCAGGCCUCCCAGCCCCCAGCAGGUCUUCACUCUGGGCUCUCCGGCCUUCUCUUGGCUUCUAUUUCUCUUGCUUCUCUCUCGACUUCUGCUGGCAUCCCUGUGAGUCCACCCUUACAAAACCCUUACAAACUCAGUCUUUCAGCCCAGGUGUACCCACUUCAGGUGCCCGCCAUCAGGCAUGCAUUCAGGAUCACAGGUUUCCCUCAUCUGUCCUAAUGGCAGGAGGGCAAAAAAGCCUGAUACUUUUUCUUUACCCUACACUUACCCUACAACCAUCCACACACGUGUGUUGGCCAGUCUGGAGGUGAUUGCUAACCCUUUUUUGUAAAGCAUUUUUGAAAAUGAGUCACAUUGUUCUCCUUGAUAAUUCUGGUGCUGGGGCCCUGAUUCCAGUAAAUGGCAGAGGAGGGGAAGGUUGCUGCUGAGGGCAGACCCAGGAAGCAGUUGGUCCAGUCCCCUCUCAUCUCCUCUGUUCAUAUUUCCUGGUCCUGCCGUAAGUGUCCAGUCAGUUCUGGAAACUUUCCUGCGUUCCAGACUUGGGGAUUCUGUUAGGGCUUCAUAGCCUGACUUCUCCCUGGUCUCACAUGGUGCUCCCUCCCACAGGAGGAAAAGGAGGAAGCUACACUGUAGGGGGCAGGACUGGGCCAGUGCAGGUUUUCUGAUCCCAUGCAGACCGGGUAAAGGAGGAGUCAGAGUCCUUAUUGUUUUUUUGCAGGUUUUUUUUUUUUUUUUAAGAUUGAUUGAUUGAUUUAUACAAGCAUUGGGUACAGUCAGAAGCACGGGAGGGUGAGAGAAUUCACCAGAGCCAGAGCGGGGAGCAGAACAGGCAGAAGGACCGAAGUACACUGCUGAGGGGAGCAGCGGGUGGCAGGAGAGGUCUGCGCGCCAUGUGGGACCCUCCUCCAGUGGCCAGGGAGCAGCCGGGGAUCAAACCGGCGCUGCAGAUGCUGUGGGCAGCUUCGCAACCCAUCGCUCAACCACUGCACCACUGGGGAGGCCCCUUUUUGCAGGUCUUUUAUUGGGGUUCACCAGGCAUAUGGCAGGCAGGAGUGCUGGGGGGCUGGGAGGCUGACAGUGCUCCCAGCCCCCAGCAAAUCCUCACUCUAUCUGGGCUCUCUGGCGUUCUCUGCUUCUUUCUAUGGCUCUGCUUCUUUCUUGGCUUCUCUUUCGGCUUCUGCUGCUGCUUCUCAGCUUCUCUCUCGGCUUCUCUUUCGGCUGCUACUGGCGUCCCCGUGACGUCGCUCUUAAAAGCACAGUCUCAGCCCAGGUGAAUCCCGUCUACCUAUGCCCACACCCUACUCCAGGUGCCCGCCAUCAGGCAUGCAUUCAGGACCUCAAGGAUCCAUCAUCUAUCCUGAUGGCGGGAGGGCAGAAAAGCCUGACAUUUUCCCUUACCCUAUAUACACUCAGGUGUGAUGGUCAGUGUGUGUAGGGUAAAUUAUUGUCAGGCUUUUCUUCCCUCUUGCCAUUAAGAUUGAUGAUGGAUCCCUGCAGUCCUGAAUGCAUACCUGAUGGUGGCCAACUGGAGUAGGGUGUGGGCAUACAUAGGUGGGAUUUAGCUGGGCUGAGACAGGGCUUAUAAGGGAGGCUUCCGGGAACAGAAUCACCAGGAGAAUGGCAUGGGCCAUGCUACCCAUGCUGUCUGACAAGGUCCGGGUUUGGGGGAAAUUUCUGAAAAGAAAACUCCAUAGCUGGCUCCUGCUAUUCCUUUCAUUUGUUUGUGGCAGUUAUAGUAACCAUGGAAAUUUUCUAUAAGCUUCAGAAUAACACAACGAGUGUUGGCACCAGUGCCAGUUUUGGCAGUGCACACCUCAGUAGUUUGAGAAAUGAGCCUUCCAACACAAUUGAUAGCGAAACGGUUCCCAAUAAUUCUCCAUGUCCUCCAAUUUGUAAUUCAGUUACCAUGAGUAACAUUGAGUUCUUUAAUAAGCCACCCUUGAUAGAGCUGUUGGAACCAAGCCCGGCAAAAGUCCCCACUAGCGAAGGCCCUGAGGCGCCCCGGGAGGCGAAAUGGUCCAAGAGAAACACCCCACAUACUGUUCCCAUGGUACCGGGACCCCUUGGUUCUAUAUAGAAAAUAGGAAGCCGCCCUCGAUCUUACAAUGCCUGCUUAGCCUUGUUUCAGUUACCUCGCUUGACCGCACAAAUCACGUUGUGUGCAGCACCUGUUUCUAUUUUCUGAAUAACAUACAUCACCCAGGGAAAUAUGUAACCGAGUUAAUGUAACCAAGUGACCAAGUUCAUCAUAGACUAGAAAAAUUAAAAAAGGACUGUGCACUGUUAAUGAUCAUUAAUAAUUUCUGAAACACUGUAAAAGUAAAAUCAAUCAUGAUUGCAUGAUGUAAGGAUCAAAUAAUUUCUGAUGUAAAAAUAAAGCUCCGCUGAGGUUAUCAGUGGGAGAUGUCAAGUGUCAGUGUCUCCUCACUACCUCAUCUACCUCAUCUCCCCCUCCCCUCAUCCCUCCAUUGUGCCAACACCAUCUCGUCCUGC
This is a messenger RNA of Talpa occidentalis (Iberian mole), 4346 nucleotides long. Its product is annotated as saoe class I histocompatibility antigen, A alpha chain-like. Lineage: Eukaryota; Metazoa; Chordata; Mammalia; Eulipotyphla; Talpidae. The record is from RefSeq and is a predicted model, not a curated record. Gene Ontology annotation, biological process: antigen processing and presentation of endogenous peptide antigen via MHC class Ib; antigen processing and presentation of endogenous peptide antigen via MHC class I via ER pathway, TAP-independent; immune response. The transcript has 5 exons. Gene Ontology annotation, cellular component: external side of plasma membrane. Gene Ontology annotation, molecular function: signaling receptor binding; peptide antigen binding. Bases 117 to 1166 code for a protein of 349 amino acids.